UGGUCCUCUGCGCCGCCAGCCAGUCAUGCGGAUGGGAACGGGAGUGGGCAUCCGCUGGGCUGCACUCAACACAAACUCCGUGGAACGAUGCACGAAGAGGAGGAUGGCGCCGACACCAACUCUUGCUCGGCUCCUCGAAUCGUCCCCGCCAGGUCCGUGGACGUGGCGGAGCUGGAGGGGGCGAAGGAGCAGGCCUCCAAACUGUGCGGCUACUUGAGCAAACUGUCCGGCAAGGGGCCUCUGAGGGGCUACAAGCCGAGGUGGUUCGUCUACGACCCGAGGAAAUGCUACUUGUAUUACUUCAAGACGCCGCAGGACGUGCUGCCACUCGGGCACAUCGAGAUCCACGACGCGUGUUUCAGUUACGACGUGGAGGGGGAAGAGGGUCAGUUCGACAUCCGCACGGCUGGGAAGGAGUUUCUGCUCAAGGCUCCCACCAGGCAGGUGAUGCAUUUCUGGCUGCAGCAGCUUCAGCAGAAACGUUGGGAGUACAGCAACGCCAGAGGCUCGGGACAGAGAGACAGCUGGAGCUCGCCCACCAUGACCGUUCCGACGGGGCUUGUCGCCAAAGAUAACGAUGUGUUCCUGUUCGAGAAGCUCAGUGACAGCAUGGAGAAGGUGCGGAGCGACUUUGCGUUGGAGGCCGAGAGCGACGGGGGAGGAACCAUGGGCGGCCAGACGUCCCGGUCCUCGUCCACGUUGUCGGCAAACCCCCUCAACUUCUCCCUCAAAAACUUGGGUACAGAGCUCAGGAACUCCAUGUCUUAUCUGCGGCCCGGUCGCGGAGGCGAGCCGAGGCGCAGCGUGUUUUACACCACCAACAACAACAGCAGCAGCGCUGAGGACUGGGAGCUGCUGGAGGCUCCGGGCAAAGACUUCACUGAGCAGAAGCAUCACGACACUCACCGACAUUCCUUUGGUUCUGCCUUCACGCUGGACUUCGCCGGGCGACUGCGGAGACCUCUGCUGCGAGACGUGAGGUCCGGACGCAAUGCUGAGUCGCGCAGUGCCGAGAGCUCGCCGAUCGAAUCCAACGGCGUCAAACCGUUCGAGCUGCAGAUGCGCCUGCAGAGCCAGCAGGAGGAGAUGAACCGCAUGCAGCAGGAGCAGAGCAGACUCAGGGAGGAGCUGGCCAGUCACAAGGAGCUGGUGCGACUUCUGCAGCAGACCUUAAGAACCAGCCAGGGCGACCGCCAGCUGGUCCGCCGUCCGUCUCAGACUCCAGAUCCGUCAGCACCACCAGACCAGGACCAACCCUCAGCAGGGUCCCCGGAGAAGCUGCUGCAGGAACGGGACGAGCAGAUCCAGUCUCUCUGCGGCCACAUGGAGCGUCUGGCUCUGGAGAAGGAGAGUCUGCAGCAGGAGCUGAAGAGCCUGAAGGGGAAAGUGGGCGAGAUCAACGACCAGCUGGGCAUGUUGAUGGAGACCAUCCAGGCCAAAGACCAGGUCAUCAUGAAGCUGUCGCAGGAGAGUUCGGAGCAGAACAGCAGCCCCACUGACUCUGGAGCUCCGCCCUUGUUCAAGGAGCAGCAGGAGCUGGACGUCCUCAAGGACAGUCUGCAGGGCUAUAAAUCCCAAAAUAAGUUCUUGAAUAAAGAGAUUCUGGAGCUGACAGUGCUGCGCAGGAACGCUGAGAGCAGAGAGAAGGCGCUGGAAGCCAAGUACACUGCCCUGGAGGCCAAGCUGUGUCAGGUGGAGAGUAAAUAUCUGGUGCUGCUGCAGGAAGUGAAGACCCCCGUGUGCUCCUCCUCUGAGCAGAGUCCCGCUCAUGAGGUCAUAUCUCGGCUGUUGGAAGAUGCUCUGCAGGCUGAGAGCCCAGACCAGCAGGACCACCCCAUCUUCAAACCCAACAGCGUCAGUGAGUACGACGUGUUCGGCUUUAAGACUGUCCCAGAGGAGGAGGAAGAGGAGGAGAAACUGGUGGCCAAGGUGAGAGCCCUGGAGCUGAAGUCCCUGUCCAUGACGGACCAGGAAGUGUCCAUCGGUGUCAAGUGGGAGAACUUCCUGGCCGGGACCAUGAACAGAGACCUGGUUCGCUCGCCCGAACUCAAGGCUCUGAUUCGCUCGGGGAUUCCUCACGAGCACCGCUCCCAGAUCUGGCGCUGGUGCGUCUCCAGCCACGUGAAGAAGUUCCGUGACCAGUUGGCCCCGGACUACUACGAGACCCUGCUCCACGUGGCCCAGGAUAAACCCAACCCGGCCUCCAAGCAGAUCAACCUGGAUCUUCUGCGGACUUUACCCAACAACAAGCACUACUCCUCCCCGAGUGCCGCCGGCAUCGAGAAGCUCAGGAACGUCCUUCUGGCUUUCUCCUGGAGGAACCCAGACAUUGGCUACUGUCAAGGCCUCAACAGACUGGCAGCCAUCGCUCUGCUCUACUUGGAUCAAGAAGAUGCCUUUUGGAGUCUCAUCACCAUCGUGGAGGUCUUCAUGCCCAGGGACUACUACACCAAGACCCUGCUCGGUUCACAGGUGGACCAGCGGGUGUUCAAGGACCUGAUGAGUGAGAAGAUGCCUCGGUUGCAUGCACACUUCGAGCAGUACAAGGUGGACUUCUCACUCAUCACCUUCAACUGGUUCCUGGUGGUGUUUGUGGACAGUGUCGUGAGCGACAUCCUCUUCAAGAUCUGGGAUGCCUUCCUCUUCGAGGGGCCCAAGAUCAUAUUUCGUUUUGCUCUCGCUCUCUUCAAGUACAAAGAGGAAGAGUUCCUGAAGCUGCAGGACUCAACGGCCAUCUUCAAAUAUCUGAGAUGCUUCACACGCACCAUCAUAGACUCGAGGAAGUUAAUGAACAUCGCCUUUGUGGACAUGAACCCAUUUCCCAUGAGGCAAAUUCAGAACCGCCGCGCCUUCCACCUGGAGAAGGUGCGUCUGGAGCUCACGGAGCUGGAGGCCAUCCGGCAGACCUUCCUGUGGGAGAGGGAGGCGGCGCAGGACGGCCGCGCCUUCUACAGUGACGAUGAGGAGGACAGCUGAGAUGCUGAGGAAAAUUUCAGCCAUGACACUCGAGCUGGAGCUGAUCUCUGCCGGGCCAAACACAAGGCCACCUCUGAAGACUUUAGAGCCUUGACUGGCUUCUCCUCAGUAUUCCUGCACUUUGGCCAAACAUUCUGCUGGAAGGUGAUGGCCACCCUCUACGCAUUUAGUAUUUUUGAAGCAUCACAACAAAAUAUUAUACUACUAUUGCAUUGUUAUCAUAGUUUGCUGCAGUUUAUAUAUCAUAUGCUGCCUUCCUGUUUUUUUUUCCAUUUACAAGUUCAGCGUUUCUUAUUCAUAAUUAGCCCUUUUUUAUAACUGAAUCAAUGGUUUAAAUAUUGUGAUUAUUCUUUCCAAACCUGCUGGCGGGUACGAUGCUGAAAGGGCCAACAAAAAGCCUCUAUAUUUUUUGAAAAACAAGCGACACGCUUCCUUAUCUAGCGCUGAUACUAUUGCUGUAAUUACAUCACCCGUCCUCUUAGUGGCAGUGUUGCUGCGCAGCGAUGAAGACGCCGCUGUCCAGUGCAGCCCUUCAUUUUAAAGGCAGUCAGGCCGAGUGACUUCAGUCAGAGUGAAAGGGAAUGUUUUUUUAAAGAGACCUUUCUGGAGUCUGAAGUCCUUUUACUGAAAAGUAGCGAGUCAUUGGCUGAAAAAUGUGGCAGGGAAAACUUCAAUGAUUCAAUGAAAGUUACAUUCCAACUAGGGCUGGGACUUUAAGAGAUGAAUGUUGUUUACUCAAGUAAUGACAGACAAAAAAUAUCGAUACAAAUGACCCAGAUUAAUUGUAUAUAAACUAUUUUCCAUGGAUAGUCAGUGCUCCGAUUGCAGGUGCACUGCAUUAUACAAUGUGACGUCAUGACCAAAACAUUACUGAUGCAGGAGACUGAAUGAUUUUGCGCUCAGUUGAAAAAAGGAAAAAAAAUAUAAUUGAAGCACAAUGAUGUGGGAAAAAAAUUGUGAACCGUUAGCUCACCACUAGGCCACUUCCUUCCUGAUGUUAGACCUCAUUUGAACAGUUUCCACUUCAGUUCGAUCAUGCUGGUGUCAAUACAACAUGGUUAAUGGUCGUUUAUUCAUUAUAAAACUCCUCAUUAAUUCAUUUUUCUUUCAAAGUCCCAGCCUUAAUUCCGAACUGGUGGCAUAGAGAAGCCAUAUAUCUGCUGGUGAAUGGUGUUCAUGGUUGCACAUUUGGUUGCCUCUUCUCUGAAUGUGAGAGAAAAGUGGUCGUGACCAUGCUGGUCUUGUAUUUGGAACAUCAGAACGUGAAUCACUGCCAUAUUUGAGUUGUGUUUUCACCAUCAACAGAGCAUGAACGGCUCAGCCGAAGGUCAAGCGAUCAAACUUUUUGGGAGCAAGAAUUCCACUCUUGGGUACGAUGGGUUGCGGCGUGACCAUCUUUUUGACCGUCUUCACUUGAGUCUAACUGUUUACAUGUUCCACAUGAUUUGUUGGGCCCCUCAGUGUUGCUGCCCCUGUCGCCCAUGCUGCGACUGAAACUGGCUUCUCUGGACACGCACAGUCUUAGAUGUCAAUACACUGUUGUGUUGGCCUUUCCACCCCCGUGUGCUGUUGAAGCAGACUCUCCUCACACAAUACACAGCACUUCUUUGGUGCGGAAAUCAAUGUGUUCAAUGGUACAGCAUUUCUUUUGCAUCUGUAUGUAAGUUUCAAUAAAUA
This is a messenger RNA of Synchiropus splendidus (mandarinfish), 4653 nucleotides long. It is a transcript of the gene tbc1d2b, whose product is annotated as TBC1 domain family, member 2B. Lineage: Eukaryota; Metazoa; Chordata; Actinopteri; Syngnathiformes; Callionymidae. The transcript has 13 exons. The record is from RefSeq and is a predicted model, not a curated record. Bases 88 to 2976 code for a protein of 962 amino acids.